Molecule: messenger RNA, 1230 nt
Organism: Colletotrichum tamarilloi
Lineage: Eukaryota; Fungi; Ascomycota; Sordariomycetes; Glomerellales; Glomerellaceae
Exons: 3
Coding region: 1-1230 (409 amino acids)
Biological process (GO): pyrimidine nucleotide-sugar transmembrane transport
Cellular component (GO): intracellular membrane-bounded organelle; Golgi membrane
Molecular function (GO): pyrimidine nucleotide-sugar transmembrane transporter activity
Source: RefSeq, a predicted model, not a curated record
AUGGCUUCCCGGGCCCUUAUUCCCUUUCUUGUCGGCAUGAUGCUGUUGACAGGCGUCUGCAAUACCCUUCUCACAAAGUAUCAGGAUAUGCAAUGCGUCCGCAACUGCGAUGCGAAGGACCCCACGAAACGGGCAUACUUUAACCAACCUGUACUGCAGACAGCACAGAUGUUUGUUGGAGAGAUGGGUUGUUGGCUGGUCAUCGGUUUGAUGAACCUGUAUCGUCGCUAUGGACCCGGAGCGAACCCCACGGCUAACGGCUACGAGGCCGUCAACCCGAAUGAUGCCGAUAAUGCAGAUGCUCCUCUUGUCGGCAACGUGGACGGACGCCCGAAGCCUCAAGAAGAGGAAAGCGGUGCUAUUCUGCGCGGGCCUCGUAUUUUGCUAUUGGCGCUCCCAGCCAUCUGCGAUAUUCUCGGUACAACGCUGAUGAACAUUGGUCUUUUGUUGGUUGCGGCCUCCAUCUACCAAAUGACUCGCGGCGCCCUCGUUCUCUUCGUCGGGGUGUUCAGCGUCAUUUUCCUCAAGCGUAGACUUUUUUUGUUCCAAUGGCUGUCCCUCGUCGGCGUUGUCACGGGCGUCGCAAUCGUUGGAUUGGCUGGUGCCAUCUACCAUGAGAACACGAACGAGGCUGACGUCGAAGAAGGCUCCCCCGAGUCCAAUGCCUUGUUGACGGUUGUGGGUGUUCUCCUCAUUGCCGGCGCGCAGAUCUUCACUGCGACACAGUUCGUUUUGGAGGAAUGGAUUCUGGAAAGGUCAUCCAUCGAACCUAUCCGUGUCGUUGGAUUCGAAGGUCUUUUCGGCUUUACUGUCACAGUCAUUGGCAUGAUUGUCUUGCAUCUAGCUAUCGGGAAAACCGAUGCUGGACGCUACGGAUACUUCGACAUGGCCGAGGGCUGGAGGCAACUUACGCAGAACAGAGCCAUCGGGAUUUCCAGCAUCCUGAUCAUGAUCAGUAUCGGUGGUUUCAACUUCUUUGGUCUCUCCGUCACCAGAAGCGUCAGCGCUACCUCGAGAUCUACGAUCGAUACGUGCAGAACUCUCUUCAUCUGGAUCGUCUCCCUCGGGCUCCGUUGGGAGACCUUUAAGUGGCUGCAAGUCGUUGGAUUUGGCCUGCUUGUCUACUUUACCUUCCUCUUCAACGGAAUUGUGCAACCCCCUUUCCAAUUUCUUGUCCCUGACGAAGAGGUGGAGGAACUACUUCCGGAAGAACCCAUCGAACACCAGUGA